This is a messenger RNA of Thunnus maccoyii (southern bluefin tuna), 3316 nucleotides long. RefSeq names its product myelin basic protein a (gene mbpa). Gene Ontology annotation, molecular function: structural constituent of myelin sheath. Bases 190 to 585 code for a protein of 131 amino acids. Gene Ontology annotation, cellular component: neuronal cell body; internode region of axon; compact myelin. The record is from RefSeq and is a predicted model, not a curated record. Gene Ontology annotation, biological process: myelination. The transcript is spliced from 6 exons. NCBI's taxonomy places the organism in Eukaryota, Metazoa, Chordata, Actinopteri, Scombriformes, Scombridae.
UGACCCUCCUCAUUUCCCAUGGUGCACUAGGGGGGACGACACCUUCAAAGACGGCCCCUGAGCGUCAGCAAGGCAGCAAACCAUCCUGAAGGAGCAGCAGAGCAUUGGCACUGUAGGCUUUGGACUAGCUUCGAAGAGGACUACUGAGUAGACAAAGGUCAAUCCCACCCAACCUCAGCAACAGCUAAAAUGGCUACAGCGAGCACCUCAGGGCAGAGCACCUUCGGACUCGGCAGGAAAAAGAAGAACCCAAGUCUCAUGGAUUCGAUUAGCAAGUUCUUCGGAGGAGACAAAAAGAAAAGGAGCAAGGGGUCAUUCCGGGGUCAUCUGUCCACCUCACCCCAGCAAUCUGCUCGCCGCCGCACCAAUGAAAAUGCUGUGGUGCAUUUCUUCAGGAGCAUUGUUUCCACUCCUCAACCUAAAUCCAGGUGGAGAGACCGCUUGGGCUUGGCCUCGUCGCAGCGUGCCGAGAGCACAAAGUCGCCUGUCAGACGACGCAGAGACCAAAGCACACUGUCCAGACUCUUCAACCUGGGAGAUACCAAGUCCCGUACACCCUCUAAACGCUGGAGCACCAUCUUCUAAGCUCUCCGCCGAGGACCAAACCACAGAUCCAAAGCCGAUGGGACAAGACGAAGGAGGAGGAGGAGGAACAGAUCUGCACGCGGCGGACUCACAACCUCAAGAAAUGUUAACCCACUAACAUGAGCUUCCUGUAUCUUUAGACAAUGACACAACAUUGGCGCAGUAUAAAAUCCACUCUUCGGGGAUGUACUGUGCCAAGUUUGGUCAUGCUUUUAGUAAAAUAUCUUUCUUUAAAAAUCAUCCAUUUGGUCUGAUGGUGCUAGUGUCUGCUGUCCGGUGUCUGAGGUUUGUUCAUGGCAGAUGUUUGUUUUUCUAUUUGUCUCCUGUUGUCUGCUUUUUGUACACGAGUGACGCUUUGUGUUAUCUCGCUGCUUUCUAGAAGACUCACACGCCAAAUGCGUCAUUGUUUUCGUUUCAUGUGAGAAAUCUAGACGGAGAGUGGUCCUGUUUGUGGUUGUUGUGCUUGAGUGAAAUGUAUGUCGCCAAGAAAAUGCAUUUUGAAGAUACAAUUGGAAACUUAUGAGUAGUAUGGACUCUAAUAUUGUUUUCAUGUAACAGGUUUUAUUUCACUGUGCCUCGGUGUGGUUAAUAAACAUGUACAAUAUGAUGCUAUGUAAGUCUAUCAAGUGAAAAGAAUAAAAUGCCCUUUUGAAAUGCACUGUUACAUAACUGAAAAAUGUCCUAAAAAUGACUGUUUGCACUCUUUCCUACUGUAUGUAGCUUUUGCAUCUUUUUCAUUUAUGGUGAUUUGUCUGCCUGUAUCUUAAAUUCAGUUUGAAGUUUGAAUGUUGUUUGUGUUUUAUUUAUAAAAUGAAAGACAAAAGGUUUGUUUUAUCUGAUGGUCAGAUCGUAAGUGGUUCGAAGGUUUAAGGCGGAAGAAGCAAGAUGGCGUAAGGAGUUCAGUACUGAAGAGCAAUAUGUUCAUUUCAAAUGUCCUGACGCAUAAUUUGUCCGUUUUUUUUUGCGUCCAUCAUAAAUUACAUUGCCAUUUUCAUUUGUACAUGAUCUGUGUGUACGUUCACUUUAACUGAAUAGUCAAAAGCAGUGUAAAGAUGUUUUUUUCUGAGGUUGCUGAUAUGUGGUGGUGCUACAGUAUUAGGAAAUGAUACUUAGAAAACUGUCUUUCCUCUUAAUGUAAAACUCUGUUGUUUUAUUUUAAUGUUCAACCUAACUGGAAAUAAACAUCCUUCGUCUUCUCUUAGUUGAGAGUUAUUAAGUGUUUUAAAGUCUGAACACUUCUUGUCUUACAUUUUAGGAAGAUCAUUACGAUAACACAUGCAAAAUAAGUGCAUACAUUUCUUUUCUUUUCUUUCUUUUAUACUAAAACAUCUGGGAACUUCAAUGUUUAUGAAAGGAAAUAUUCAAUUUCUGACAUUUAAUCAAAGCAUUCUUGGUUGAUUGGGAACGACACAGCAGUGUUUUUUGUGCAGGUAUUUAAAAGAAAACACAAUCCAACCAAAUUGUACCCUGAUGUUUGAAGCUAUGACAAUAAUCGACAGUAGAGGGGGUGGGGGGGGGGGGGUAUCUGCCCCCAAUUCAACCCAUAAUCAAUCACUGAAAAGACUCCCACACACUCUUGAAAUAUCCUCCAGAACCCAAUCAUCAUCUAUCUCGAACAUGAAUCCCAAUAUCAAACUGUUCACUGAGAUGUAAUUGAGCAAUAAACAAGAAUGAGUCAUCCUCAUUAGAUUCCCUUGUCAAUACUCAGAAGUGAGGAAAACAGUGUUUCUCAUCAUUAGAAACAAUGCUGAUAGAAGUUUUCAAGGACAACUGCCCCUAAAACCACAAUUAGCACAGAGCUCCGUCUCUUCUGCAUGCAAUGUUCCUGCGAUAAUUGGCUCAGUGGCCUAAAGUCAGCAUUACACAAGAGAGAGGUGAAAGGCAAUUUUCCCGUGCUUGACACACUUAAACAUUCACAUAAAGAGCUAAAUAUACAUGAUGCUAUUCACUGUGGUUUGUCUUUACACCGAUUCCAGCCACAAAAAUGUCUGGUCAGGAGAAAAUAUUACAGCAAAAUAUAAGACAGAUAUGUUGGAUUUAAAAUGUCAAGAAGGAAAUUUCUCUCAUAGAAGCUCAAAUACUCAACACAAAACGCGUAAUCCCAAUAUGAUUUAAGCAUUUUCUCAACCUGCAUCACCUUACUUUGACAGGAAAAAUGCUGUUAAUCUCAGCAAACUGUUGUGUAAUCCCUCAUACCAUGUCCUAAUUUCAUUUAACUGCUUACAUAUACUGCACAUUGAUCCUUGUUGCACCUUUUUGUAAGGUUGCUCUUUGAUUGUCACAACCUUAUAUUUACCAUUGAAAUGGAAAUUUCUAUAUGCUGUCCCCCCUCUGAAUGCACCUGAAUACAUUAAAUCACAGUCCCAUUCAUUAGUUCACCGUCUUUCAGGGUCCCUGGGUGUUUUUUCACAAAUGAUGGAGGACGCUUUCUUCAAACACGCUAAAGACCUUUUGCAUAAUUCAAAGCUGCCGCAAUGUUGAGCAAGAGAGACCUCUGCUGCUCUACCGUUGUGCUGCAAAGGAACUGUUUUAAACAUGUUCUGGUAAACUGCCUGAGAAUGACCCACAAUGUUCCAGAAUGAGCCACAGUGUUCCGGAAUGAGCCACAGUGUUCCGGAAUGAGCCUAAGUGUUCCGGAAUGAGCCUCAGUGUUCCGGAAUGAGCCUCAGUGUUCUAGAAUGGUUCACAAUUAGUCAAAAUGACCCUCAGUGUUCUGGAAUGGUGCACAAUU